GCUUGGAUUACCUCUGCGACUCUGUCAUAAACUCACAAUAGAGCCUUCAGCUUUGUACUCAUUUUAGCUUCUUCUCCAACGCUCCUCCUACAAUCCCCUCUGCACUAUUUUCUCCACGAUUCUUCGCAUAGCCACUUCAUAGCUUUUCUUAUCGACCCAGUUCUUCUGGUCGCUUACAUUUGAAUACAGAGGUUUGCUUUGUUUCUAGCAUAUUCCUUUCAGAAAUAAGUGUUAUUUCUGUUUGACUACUAGGAUCAGUCAUAGGCCUUGUUUGGUUGCACAGAAACUGAGACAAGCAGAAAAGACAACAUAUUUGGAGUCAUACUUUGUUUCACGAGUCUAAUGGAAAAUAGUGGAAGCAGUUCAAUUUUAAGGAAUAGGAGCUUUUUGAACACAAGCUCUGGUCCAACUGCAGAAGGAGCAUCUAAAAUUUUGGAGAAGGAUGUAGGACAGAAGUUGAGGCGUCUCGAAGUUGAUGUCAAUGAAGAUGGUUUUGGUUCCAAACUGAUAUCUUGUGUAAGAAUUGUUACGUGUUUCGUUACGAUGAUGGUUACUACUUUGAUAUGGGCUUUGAUUAUGCUUGUGCUCCUACCUUGGCCUUAUGAGAGGAUUAGGCAAGGAAAUGUGUAUGGACAUGUUACUGGUAGAUUGAUGAUGCGGAUUUUAGGGAAUCCUGUACAGAUCGAAGGAGCUGAAUUCGCUAAUAAGAGGGCAAUUUUUAUCAGUAAUCAUGCUUCUCCUUUAGAUAUUUUCCCUAUCAUGUGGUUGACUCCCACAGGCACUGUCGGUAUUGCGAAAAAGGAGGUCAUAUGGUAUCCCCUAUUUGGACAACUUUAUGUACUGGCCAACCAUCUUCGCAUAGAUCGCUCCAAUCCAACAGCAGCCAUUGAAUCUCUGAAAGAGGCAGCUCAGGCAGUCGUGAGAAAAAAACUUUCUUUGAUCAUCUUUCCUGAGGGCACCAGGUCAGCAGAUGGAAGACUACUCCCUUUUAAAAAGGGCUUUAUUCAUCUGGCAUUACAAACACGCCUCCCAAUAGUUCCCAUUGUCCUUAUAGGUACCCAUCGAGCAUGGAGGAAGGGUAGCUUACGCGUUCGACCAACACCUUUAACAAUAAAGUAUCUUUCUCCAAUAAGCACUGAUGAUUGGACAGCUGAUAAAAUUGAUGAAUACAUUCGAAUGUUACAUGACUUGUAUGUCCAACACCUCCCAGACUCACAGAGGCCUCUUGCAUUAGCAGAAUCCACAAAUGGUACCAAAUCAUAGUUAUGGACCUUCUUGUACAUUUCUUUGUAAUCGUCAUUCAAUUCUUUAUACCCCAUUGUUAAAUACCCUGUGGAAUGUAGCUUAAAAGUUAGCACGGAGGGUUAGGAGGUGAUGCUAAACUCCAAUUGCCUUUACUGAGAAUUUAGAAUCUGUUUGA
Rosa chinensis is the source of this 1420-nucleotide messenger RNA. Its product is annotated as 1-acyl-sn-glycerol-3-phosphate acyltransferase. Gene Ontology annotation, cellular component: endoplasmic reticulum; membrane. The transcript has 6 exons. Bases 343 to 1263 code for a protein of 306 amino acids. Gene Ontology annotation, biological process: phosphatidic acid biosynthetic process. Gene Ontology annotation, molecular function: 1-acylglycerol-3-phosphate O-acyltransferase activity. NCBI's taxonomy places the organism in Eukaryota, Viridiplantae, Streptophyta, Magnoliopsida, Rosales, Rosaceae. The record is from RefSeq and is a predicted model, not a curated record.